Messenger RNA from Cucurbita moschata (crookneck pumpkin), 1917 nucleotides. Its product is annotated as tRNA dimethylallyltransferase 2. Gene Ontology annotation, cellular component: mitochondrion. Lineage: Eukaryota; Viridiplantae; Streptophyta; Magnoliopsida; Cucurbitales; Cucurbitaceae. The record is from RefSeq and is a predicted model, not a curated record. Gene Ontology annotation, biological process: tRNA modification. Bases 169 to 1593 code for a protein of 474 amino acids. Gene Ontology annotation, molecular function: tRNA dimethylallyltransferase activity. The transcript has 10 exons.
AGGAUGGCGUUUUAAUCCAACCCCGUUUUUCGGGGAGAUUUUCGUUCAUCUUCUCUCUCGCGUCUGUGACGUUCAGCUGCCCCGAUUCCGACUGCAACUUCCUAAAUCUCUUUACCUAAAUUUUUCCUCAUAACUAGCAAUUGCUCCUGAUCCUCGGACAUAGAAGAGAUGGGCAUCGUGGACGGAGGCACUCAAACUCAGUCAGCAAAUCCGAACAUGGGAAGAGAAAAGCCGAAGGUGGUCGUGAUUAUGGGGCCGACUGGUUCUGGGAAGUCACGUCUCGCCAUCGAUUUGGCUUCUCACUUCCCCGUCGAGAUCAUCAACGCCGAUUCUAUGCAGGUUUAUCGCGGCUUGGACGUUCUCACAAACAAAGUUCCUCCCCAAGACCAAAAUGGAGUACCGCAUCAUCUUUUAGGUACAGUGAGUCCAGACGUUGAAUUCACGGCUAAAGACUUUCGAGAUUCUGCCAUUCCUGUUAUUGAUGACAUAUUAUCACGUGGAUGCUUGCCAAUGAUAGUGGGUGGAACGAAUUAUUAUAUACAGGCUCUUUUUAGCCCACUUCUUCUGGAUGAUUCUGCUAAAAAUAUCGGCGGAAGUUGCUCCAGUUAUCUUGGAGAUGAGGAGAUGGAUAUUGAGUUGGAUGAGGGAAGAGAUAGUUUGAAGUAUGACCAUAGCUAUCUUAAAGAGAUUGAUCCAGUUUCGGCUGGUAGACUCCAUCCGAAUAACCACCGAAAAAUAAAUCAAUACCUGAGUUUGUAUUACCGCACUGGUGUUCUUCCCAGCACACUUUUUCAAGGGAAGGCUGCUGAGAGUUGGGGUCAAGCUGAUAGUUUCAGAUACGAUUGCUGCUUGAUAUGUGUCGAUGCUUCUAUUCCACAAAUUGAUGGACAUGUUGAUUCUAGAGUUGAUAGCAUGUUGGCUGCUGGAUUACUUGAUGAGGUCUAUGAAAUUUACAAUCCAAAUGCGAACUAUACUAGAGGAUUGUGGCAAGCUAUUGGUGUUCGGGAGUUUGAAGAGUUUUUGAGGUAUUAUGUACCUAACGGAAGAUGCGACGAAGAUAGCAAUGAGCUUAGUCCAAAAAAUUCAAUGGAGUGUACUGAGAUUUUGAAAGAGAAUAUGAGGUCCAUCCUAAAUUCAACAAGUGCUGGCGAAUCCAGUUUGCUACUGAAAGAAGCCAUAGAUAAUGUAAAGUUAAAUACUAGAAGACUGGUUCGUCGUCAGCGGAGGCAGAUAAAGAGACUGGAAACUUUGUUUGGAUGGAAGAUCCACUAUGUUGAUUCCACGGAAUAUAUAACAAGCAAAGUGGAGGAUUCAUGGACUGCACAAGUCGUUGAACCUGCAGUCCAGAUAAUUAGGUCGUUCCUUGAAGAUUGUUGUUCAGCGACUGAGACAAUGAACCCACAGAGUUCUGGGCAAACAAUCAAAAAGGACUUGUGGACACAAUAUGUUUGCCAGGCUUGUGGGAACAGAGUACUAAGAGGAGCACAUGAAUGGGAACAACACAAUCUAGGUCGAUCGCAUCGAAAGCGAAUGUAUCGGCUUAAGAAGCGUGAAGGGUCGUCUUUCCUGCAACAGAAACUACCUCAAGAGUAACUCUAAUGGCCUGCAAUUUUGGUAUUACAAAGUAGAAUAUGCUUAGUCUUUUGACAUUGUAUUAACCCUUUAGAUUCAACCACAUGUAAUCUAAGCUCAGUUAAAGUGCAUAAGCUUCAUCUAAAUAUGAGGCCUGUCUUCGCUCCCUUUUUCAGGCCCUUUCUAUUGUAUGACUGUGAGCCACUUGUUGAUCACUCUUUUGUUAACAGUGAGUGAUUUUACAUUUUCUUGUUGGCAUAGAAUCUCUACUUUUUUAUUUACUCAAUUGGUGUAGUUCAAAGAAUGGUUUCAGGCCUUUUAUUCCAAGCUUCUUUUUUUUUAUUC